CCGCACCCGCUUGCGCUUGCUCGCCUCCCCUCCGCGCCCCUGGCCAACUCGCGCCUGCUUAUUAUGCCACCUCGGUUUCCAGCAACUCUGCGUCCCCUCCCCCUCCCGAGCAAUUCCUGCCCGAUAUGCCAUGCCUGUACUCAUUCACAGUGGUGCGGUCAGCCCCAGCGGCGAUGGCGCGGCGCCCGACGUCACCUCCACCUCUGGUGCAGGGGGCGCGGGCGCCGCCGACGGCCCCGACGUCACCAGCAAGCGCGCCUUCCUGUCCGCACUCACCGCCUCCGCACCCACCGUCUUCCCCUUCCUGUGCGAGAUUCUCGAAAAGCACUUCCAGGCGGCGCAGCAGCUUGAAGCGGCCGGCACGUCCGGCGCAGCGGGCGGCGGCGCCGGCGGCAGUGCCGGCGGGGCCGCGGCCGCCGCCAUGACGCCAGCCCAGCGGGCGGAGGCGGUGGCGGCGCACGUGGCGGCGCUGUCGGCGGCGCUGGGUGCGCUGGCGACGUGGGUGGAGUGGGUGCCGAUGCGGCGUCUCAAGGACAGCCCGGUGGUGGGCGCUUGCUCCUUCUUCAUCCGCAUGGGCACGCCCUCGCUGCGCAUGCAGGCGCUGGACAUCCUGCGCCAGAUCACGUGGCGCAAGCGCGCCAACGAGUCGCCGGCCGACUACGGCGCCCUGAUGGACGCGGUGGGCGGCGGCCUGCUGCAGGCCACACAGGCGCUGGGGCUGCUGCUGCGCCCGGCAGACCCGCUGCCGCCAGCUAUGGUCCGGGAGCUGGGCCACGGCGGCUCGCAGUGCGACUUCGGCGCCCGGCUGCUGGAGGUGGUGGAGGGGCUGGGCGAGGGCCACUUCCGCUGCCUCACAGCCACGCCGCCGGGCGCCUCCACUCGCGACGCCUUCCUGGCCCAGCUGCUGACCCUGACGCGCCACCCCUACCUGCGCCUGUCCUGCGGCACCCUCAUGCUGUGGCAGCAGCUGCUGAGGGAGGCGGCGCCGCAGCACGCGCUGGCGGACGUGACCACAGUCGCGGGGCAGAUGCGCACCCAGGGCUCCCCCAGCGCGGGCAAGGGCGGCGGCGGCGCGGGCGCGGCCGCCAGCAGCUACGCGCUGCCGGUGGAGACCGUGAGCGAGCUGAUGCGGGUGGUGUGUGCCGCGGCGCCGCGGGUGGUGCCCAGCGCAGACCCGGGCGUCAACAACGUGCCCGACUGGGCUGACAGCCACCAGGAGUACAAGGACGUGGUGGUGGCCUUCAGGUCGCAGGCCAAGGGCGUGCUGCGCUUCUCCGCCGCCCUGGCGCCCGAGCAGUCGCUGCAGGUCGCCGCCACCUGCCUCUCCACUGCCCUGUCGGCCGCCGCCGCCUCGCCGCCCGGCGCCUCCGCCGCGCCCGCCUCCGCCGCCGGCGGCGCCCCCUCCGCCACCUCGCAGCUGGAGGCGGCGGUGCUGGUGCUGACGGCUGUGCUGCAGCCGCUGUGCGACAUGGCGGCGGGCGCGCUGGGCAUCGGCGGCGGCGGCAGCGGGCAGGUGCAGGGCUCACAGGCGGCGGUGGCGGCGGCGGCGGCGGCGGCGGCGCCGUCUUCGCCCGCGGCCCAGGCGGCGGCGGCGGGUCUGGUGGGUGGUCUGGCGGACCUGCUGCAGGCGGUGCUGCGGGUGCGGCUGUCCGACCCGCGGCUCAUGACGCUGCACGCCGAGGCCAUCGAGGCGUUUGGUCGCUUCCUGGUCCUGCGCCCCGACCUGGUGGCCCCCACCGUGUCCGGCUGCCUGGAGGCGCUGGCGCUGCUGCCGCUGGAGGCGCCGGGCCAGAUGCCGCCGCCGGCGCGCCAGACGCCCGAGUGGCGCGCGGGCUUUGAGGCGCGGCUGGCCAUGGCCAAUGUGCUGCUGGGGCUGGCGCGGGCCGCCCCCUCCGCGCUGGUGCCGCACCUGUCCGCGCUGGUGACCCAGAUCGCGGCCAUGUGGGAGCGCGGCCUGCUGCGGGAGGGAGAGCGGGUGCUGCUGUGGGAAGGCCUGCUGGCCGCCUCCGCCGCGGGCCCGCCCGUGCUGCAGGCUCAGCUGGUGCAGCUGAUCUUUGAGCCCAUCGCGCAGCAGUGGGCCUCGCCCGAGUGGCAGGCCACGGUGGCGUCGCCGCAGGCCUUCAUCUCCGCCUACAUGCCGCUGGUGCCCGUGGCCGGUGGCGGUGGCGGCGGCGGGCCGGGCGGCGCGGGGGCGGGCGGCCCCGGCGGCGCGGCGGCGGGCGGCAGCGGCAGCGGCUAUGAACUGGGGUCGCGUGAGCGGCGCUGGACCCUGUAUCACCAGGUGACGCUGCUGGAACGCGCCAUCCGCCGCACCGCCCCACUCGAGUCCGCCAAGCCCGCCGGCGCCUCUGCCUCCGGCGGCCCCGGCGCCACGCCGUCCCUCCUCUCCCCCUCCACCUCCUUCAGCGCCACCUCCGCCACCGCCGCCUCCGCCUCCGCCUCCGCCUCCUCCUCCUCCCCUCCUCCCGACCACCCCUUCAGCCCGCACCUGGAGUGGUGCCUGCCGCCCGUGGCGCGCAUGAUCGCCUGCGUGCACGCGCUGGCGGACGCCCGGCUGCGGCCGCUGCUGGGGCCGCUGGCGCUGGUGAACGAGCUGGACCCGCUGGAGAGGGCGUCGCGGCUGGGCGAGGACAGGGACGCAGUCAAGGCGCAGGAGCAGGCGGAGCCGCGCUGUGUGGCCGGCGGCAACCUGGCCGACGCGCGCUACUUUGUCCGCGGCGUGCGCGAGUGCGGCUACAUGGUCCUGAGCCUGGCGGUGCAGCACUGCGGUGCAGCCAUGUGGCGCAGCGAGCAGCUGGCGGCGCUGCUGCCGGCGGCGGUGGCGGGAGGCGCGGCCAGCCUGGGGGACAACGUGGUCCGGCUGCUGGAGCGGCACGUGCUGCUGCCCUGGGCGCAGCGCUGCCCCGCCUCCCGCGCCGCGGCCUGGAUGGUGCCGCUGUGCAGCACCUUCCUGCCGCACAUGCACCAGCGCCUGACCUCGGGCUGGGCCGCCCAGGCCGCGCCCGCCCCCGCGGCCGAGGGGGCGCCCGCGCCGGGGCUGGGCGUGCCGGGCGCGGCGGGCAGCGGCCCGGGCCGGCCUGCGGGCGGUGGCGGCGGCGGUGGGGCGGCGGGCGGUGGGGCGGCGGGCGGUGCGGCUGGCGGCCGGAGUGACGGCGCCACGGAUGAGGUGGUCCGCGAUGUGCUGCUGCGGGAGCUCACCCGCGAGCACCUCAACUUCCUGGUGGCACUGGCCACACGCCGACCCAUCGACCCCGCAACGGACCCCGCGGGGGCGGCGGCGGCGGCAGCAGCAGCAGCGGCGGCGGCUGCGGCGGCGGGCGCCGGCGGCCUGGCGACGGCUGGGUCGGGUGGCCUGUCGCCGCGAGUGAGCGCCAAUGGCGGGCCCCUGCCGGUCGCUGCAUUGGCGGGCAUGCAGGAGUGUGUCCUGGAGGUGAUCCUGCGCUACAGCCCCGCCACGGCGCAGGCGGGCCUGGCCACCGGCGUCACCGGGCUGUGCUGGCCGGACGGCGACGCGGCAGGCAAGGCGGUCAACUUCUGCAGGUCUCUGCUGGGCCUGGCGCAGUCGGGUCACUCGGAGCUGGAGGGGGUGGUGGUGGGCGAUGUGGUGCGGGCCGCCAUCAGCAGCCUGGGCCACGUGGCCACAGUCAUGGUGCAGACGCAGGUUCUGGAGCUGCUCCGCUCCGUGCUGGCCACCUACCUGGCGCCGCGCCACCCGCAGUCGGGGCUGCUGCGGGCGGUGCUGGCGGGGCUGCCAGGCAUCACGCCGCAGGUCCUGGACAACUUCUCGGGCGCCUUCUUCGGCGCGCACGGCGACAAGGAGCAGCGGCAGCUCAUCAAGCAGCUGCUGGCGGCGGUGGCAGGAGACGAGGUCCGCAAGCUGCUGGCGGCGGUGUCGCGGCUGUCCAGCUCGGCGGGCGUGUCGGCGGUGCCGGAGCCCAAGCACCGAGACCGGGGGCCCAUCCCCGACAUCACGCCGCAGGACAUGGGCCUGCCGCACCUGUUCGACCUGCCCGACGUGCUGUGAGGCGGAGGUAGGGUCAGGCGGAGAUAGGGGCAGCGGCGAGGAGCAGGCGGAGGGGCAGGCGGAGGGGCUGGCGGAGGCGCUGGCGGCGAGGCCGGUGCCGAGGGCGGUGGCGAGGGAGUCAGCACGAGGAGGCGUGUGUGUGUGUGUGUGGCGGCAGGCUCCACGUGCUGAGGAGCGGGCGGCCUGACGGGACGUCCAUGAGCGGUGGCGGGCUGCUGGUGGGUGGGUGGGUGGGUGGGUGGGUGGGUGGGUGGGUGGGUGUCCGGGUUUGGCACAGCGCCGCAGCAGCGCGUAGGUGUGCAGGUGGAGGCAGAGUUGUGGUUGAGGGCGGGGGACGUUGAAAGAGCUGACGGGGGACGCGGUGUGUGUGUGUGUGUGUGUGUGUGAGUAUGCGGAUGGUGGAACAGUCACGGGCGCAGCGCGUGUCACUUAGCUGCAAGGGUUUAGAUUGGGGCACUCAGCUCUGCAACAGUUAGGAGUAGUUAGGCAGAGUGUGUGUGUGGCGAAAGAGAAAGCCGAGCCGAAGGUAGGACAAGGUACAUGCGCCUGGUCCUGAUGGAUGUGCAGGAACCACUCCUUGUUGGGCUGCUGCUGUGGGCGGCUCGGUACUGCAUCCGCCCCGGUCGUGCUUGCUGUCACGGCAUGUGGGUGCGGGGGCGGUGCCACAUCACGGAUAGUAGGCAGGCGGGUAGCCGUAGAUCGGUGCAGAGUGGAGCCUGCAAUUUGCGGCAAACACUGGAAAGCUGUAAUGUGGACCCGGGAUUGCGGCCCAAUGGCGGCACGCCAACAUGUGUGUGACAUGAUCCCCAUGCCGGACGGACAAGCCAGGACGGACAGGCGUACGGAGGUGCAUAUGGCCGGGACGGGGCGGUUUUGCCCGCGACCUCGACGGCCACGAAUGCGCUUCUUGUAACCCUUGUGAUGC
This is a messenger RNA of Chlamydomonas reinhardtii, 4949 nucleotides long. RefSeq lists its product as uncharacterized. Gene Ontology annotation, cellular component: RNA nuclear export complex; cytoplasm; nucleus. Gene Ontology annotation, biological process: protein export from nucleus; RNA export from nucleus. The coding region runs from base 131 to 4024 and encodes 1297 amino acids. The record is from RefSeq and is a predicted model, not a curated record. NCBI's taxonomy places the organism in Eukaryota, Viridiplantae, Chlorophyta, Chlorophyceae, Chlamydomonadales, Chlamydomonadaceae. The transcript has 24 exons. Gene Ontology annotation, molecular function: nuclear export signal receptor activity; RNA binding.